Megalops cyprinoides (Indo-Pacific tarpon) is the source of this 2832-nucleotide messenger RNA. It is a transcript of the gene c2cd2l, whose product is annotated as c2cd2 like. Lineage: Eukaryota; Metazoa; Chordata; Actinopteri; Elopiformes; Megalopidae. Gene Ontology annotation, cellular component: cytoplasmic side of apical plasma membrane. The record is from RefSeq and is a predicted model, not a curated record. The transcript is spliced from 15 exons. Gene Ontology annotation, molecular function: phosphatidylinositol transfer activity; phosphatidylinositol binding. Gene Ontology annotation, biological process: positive regulation of insulin secretion involved in cellular response to glucose stimulus. Bases 383 to 2500 code for a protein of 705 amino acids.
UGUUGGUAGAGCAGGGAGGAGGAGCGCAGGCGCUAUUCAGGGACUAACAACCGAUGAUAGACAGGUGUUCCUUACGAGUGGGGUAAAAAAAAACAAAACGAAAGCGUUUCACAGAAAAUACAGCCAUCAGGCCCUAAUUAACAGUACUGUGGAAGCAUCUGGUGGAAACGAAGAAGAAAAAACAAAAGGACAUAUCGGAUCUCGGAUACAAUGUAGCUAGCCAGCUAGCUAGCUAUUGAUGGCUAGCUGCAUUUUUAGUUAGCGAGCAAUAGACUUGACUUGAUGUCGAUUCUAAAAUUAUCCCAAAUCUGUGGUAGCAGGGCGGAUCUUUCAAGAACAGUUGAUCAUCCAGGAGGAUUGUUGGAUGUGUGGAUGAAAUCAGAUGGCGGUGAUGACGCUACAAGACAUGAGCUGGCUGCUUCUGGUCGCCCUCUUUCUCGCCUCCCUGCUCAUUGUGCUGGCCUGGCUGGUGCAGUAUUCACGGGCCAUAUUGUAUUCCCAAAGCCGUAAAACGAGCAGUGAGAAAACUACGCGGUCGCUGCCUGAGAACUUGUCCCACCAGAGCCAGGCUGGUGGUAUAUGGGGCACCUUGCUGAGGCUAAGAUUCAACCGCGAUGGGAGCGGAGGUGACACCGAGGCUGGAGUGAAAGGACUGUUGUCAUCCCUGUUCUCCUUCCGGUCAUUCAGGGAGAACUGGAUUCGGGCAUGGGUUCGAGCUCUCAACGAGCAAGCUUUCAGAGAUGGGAGCUCAAUCCAGAUCACCUUUGAGGACAGCCUGCAGCUCCUGUCAUCUGCCUCAAUCAGUCAUGUGAGCUGCACAGACCAAUCGGCAAACAGCAUGGUUUUGCAGUGCAGUUGUGAGGUGGAUAUAGUAACAUUCCCAGUGACUGUCACUCAGCAAUCACCUGCAGCAGUUUCCAUUGACACAUACCAAGUCACCGCUGCACCAGUACAGGUCCAGUUGGUUGUAUGUCUGGAGGAGGUGGAGGAAGAGGGUCUUCUGGUGUCCUGGACUUUUUCCCAGCAACCCCAGUUUGAUCUGACUGUGUCACCCCGCAGAGUCCAGAGGGAGCAGGUGACUGAGGGGAGCGACGACCAGGUUGACAUGAACAUGAUUGCAGAGCUAGUGGAGGAUACGUUGUUCAGCACACAGCCUACCAUGAUCAUCAAUCUCAAGUCAUGCAUGUCCAGCAUUGGGGGCUCUGGAGAGAGGCUGAUUUUGGGUGUGAGUCCCCCAUCCCAGGGUAUCCCCAUGCUGAGGCUGGUGGUACGUCAGCUCAGAGCAGCCGUCGUUAGAGGAGGUUCCCUGGCAGGGUGGGCAGAGUUGUGCUGCGCCCUGGACCUGACCCCCCCUAUACUGGAGAGGAGGACUCGCUUCCUGCCUUUGUCCUCCGGCUCAGGAAUGGAGUUUGAAUGGAGCGAGGACAUUACACUGGAUCUGGGCCAUGACACCAAAGAGCUUAAAAUUCGACUAGUGGAGCGCAACAGCAAAGGAGAACGGUUCCUUCCUGGUCAUGCCUCCUUACUCCUGGAUGUCCCUCGAAAGAGUCCUGUUGGGCGACAUGUGUUGUCAGUCAGUCCAGGGCAUGGACUACCAUCCACUGGCAAUGUAACCUUUGAGCUGCUGUUCCUGGAGCCAGGUGACCCCUGUGGCAGUCAGGGUGGCACUGCCCUCCGUUCCUUAAUCACCCCUACCAAAAAGGUGGAGAUGGACCGCACAAUCAUGCCAGAUGGCACCAUUGUCACCACAGUGACAACCAUUCAGUCACGCCCCAAGCUGGACCGCAAACUAGAGUCCCCAUCUUGCUCCCCAUCGAAGGUGGAGGUGACGGAAAAAAAGCCCACCCUCCUUGCAGACAGUAACCAUGACAGAAUCAGUCCCAUCCCCAGCUCAGACACCCAUCUUUCUAAUGGCUUGGACCCUGUAGCUGAAACAGCCAUUAGACAGCUAACAGAGUCUGCCAGCAAGGUUGCAAAGAAGACGCCCACCAAGAGGAGCACGCUUAUCAUCUCUGGGGUGUCAAAGGUUCCCAUUGCAGAAGAUGAUGCAGCGUUAUCAAUUGGUUAUGCUGCAGCUAUGGAUGCAGCCUUGCAGGGGGAGCAGUCCUCUGGAGCCCUCAACCACUACACAGCCAGCUUCCCUGGUGCAUUGCAACAUGACCCAGAUGAGACCACACCCUCUGACAUCUCAGAGAGACCCUCUGUGGAUGAUGUGGAAUCUGAGACGGGCUCUACAGGUGCUCUGGAGACCCGCAGCCUCAAAGACCACAAAGUGGGCUUUCUCCGCAGUGGCACCAAGUUGCUUUUUCGGCGGAGACACGGGCAAAAAGACCCCAGCCUCAGCCAGUCCCACGAGGAUGUCUCCAACCUGGGCAAUGGCUCUGCCAUGCGUAAGAAGUCUGGCAGCUUCUCCAGGCGCCUCAUCAAGCGAUUCUCUUUCCGCUCUAAGUCCAAGGGGAAAGUGAGUGCCAAUGGAGGGACGGGUAUGGCUGAGAACUGAAAAUGGAGUGAAGUGACUGGCAUGUGGGUGGGGAAGUGGAGCAGAGUACGAUGCGUGUCUGUGCCCUACUGGUGCAUGAUUCUGUGCCUUGAGCCUGUGGAGCACACAGAUCUUGGUAUUGCAAUGGAAAAGCUUCAGACCACGCAUGUGAGCCGUAGGAUUCUCUGCACAAGGCUGUGUUCAUAUGGGUGGGGUUAUGGUUCUUGUGGUUGAAUUAUAACAAUGUGCCACCUCACUCACCUGCAGCAACGCCUGUUCCUUCAGUUACCACAGGAAGACAACUAAAGCCCUGUUCACAUCAAACCAGCUUCUAGCAAAGUGAAAAUGCCAUC